Cornus florida is the source of this 2316-nucleotide messenger RNA. Its product is annotated as cation/calcium exchanger 5. Gene Ontology annotation, molecular function: monoatomic cation transmembrane transporter activity. The transcript has 2 exons. Gene Ontology annotation, biological process: monoatomic cation transport; transmembrane transport. Gene Ontology annotation, cellular component: membrane. The coding region runs from base 147 to 1820 and encodes 557 amino acids. NCBI's taxonomy places the organism in Eukaryota, Viridiplantae, Streptophyta, Magnoliopsida, Cornales, Cornaceae. The record is from RefSeq and is a predicted model, not a curated record.
CGUAAGCGUGUUAUUAUAGUGUCUCUCCUCCUUGCAUCAAGUUUCAAGAAAAGAGAGGUAACAAACGCUUGCACAAACUGAGGACUCAGAAGCCAAAUGUUAGUACUCCAAAGAAGUAGACAUAUAUAGCACCUUUUUGGAAUGGCAUGGCCUUCUCUCUCCUCUCUCUCAAAAUCCCAGCAAUCUCACUGACCCUCAUCACCACUCUCCUUUUCUUCCUCCUCCUCAGACCAUCAUCAUCCCCAAUUCACCCCUCCGCAGAUCUACCAAUCCCACACAGGUCCCUCCUCAACACCACCCUACAAUCCUGCUCAUCCAUCACCCAAAUCCCACCUCACCAACGCUGCUCUUUCUCCCUCCUCCACUGCUCCGGCGACUCCAAUGGCCUCCUCAACUACUUCUCUCUCCACUUCUGCCUCUUCCGCGAAAACCCAUUUCUCUCCAUCCCCUUUCUCUCUCUGUGCAUCCUCUUACAGUUCUAUAUCUUGGUCAAGACCGCACAGGACCGAUUCUCUGUUGUUGUCACCAAGCUCGCGACCCACCUCAAUUUGUCCCCUAGUAUGGGCGCUGUGACGCUCCUAGCUCUCGGGAAUGGAGCCCCGGACGUGUUCGCAUCCGUUGCCGCCGUCCGUGGCGGCCAAUUGAGGACUGGGUUCGGUGCGAUUUUGUCUGCGGGGACCUUCGUUUCCGCCUUUGUUGUAGGGUUUGUGGCAAUUUAUGCAGCACCCUUUUCAGUUGAUCCUGCACCGUUUGUGAGGGACGUGUUGUUUUACUUGACUGCGGCUUUGUUCUUGUUCUAUGUGUAUCUUAGUGCUGAGAUUUUUCUUUGGCAGGCAAUUGGGUUUGUUGGGUUUUAUGUGUUCUUCGUUGGGUUUGUGUUUUGGAUGGAUUUAGGGAUGGAUAAUGGGAAAGGGAAAUGUGGGAGUGAGAAGGGUUCGGUUGGGGAUGUUGAGGUCCAUAAGGGUUUGAUGACAUCGGAUAGCGAAAAUGGAGAAGUAAUGGAGAAAUUGGACGAAAAGAAACCUGCUUCUGGUUUUCAACAAGCAUUUGGGCAGAUCUCGAAGGCAUGGGAGAUUCCAGUCUCACUACUUCUGAAGCUCACAAUCCCCCAAACUUCACCUUCUGAAUGGAGUAGGUUCUAUCAUUCUGUCAACAUAGCUAUUUUCCCUCUUGCCAUUUUGUACUCUUGCAACUCGUUCAUACCACUAAAUCAUCCCAUCUCUUUUCUUAUUUCAAACGUCCAUUUCCCUCUCUGGUUGGUCGUACUCUUUGCAAGCUCUUCUCUAGCAGCUCUUCACUUCAUAGUGGAAAAAGAGCCCCCCAAAACUGAGCAAUUGCCAGUAGUGCUCCUAGCAUUUGUAAUGAGCGUAUUUUGGAUCUCCACUGUGGCCAGAGAACUCUUGAACUGCCUUGCAGCUCUUGGAGUGCUUCUCAAAUUGCCUCCUGCUCUCCUCGGGCUAACAGUACUUGCAUGGGGAAACUCAGUGGGUGAUCUUGUCGCCGAUGUGGCAGUUGCAAAAGCAGGCCAGCCAGCAAUGGCCAUGGCUGGGUGCUUUGCUGGACCCAUGUUUAACAUGCUCUUUGGGCUUGGAACAGCUUUGGUGAUUCAGACAGCUGAUAUCUAUCCGAAAGCUUAUGAGCUCCAUUUUCACGUGAGUAUCGUAAUCGCAUUUGUGUUCUUGCUUCUCAGCCUAAUGGGGUCCCUGUUGGUAGUACUUUGGUGCAGAUUCCGGGUGCCUAGAUUUUGGGGAUUCUGCCUUGUCGGCCUCUAUAUUGUUUUUAUGGCAGUGAGCUUAAUCAUUGCCAAGUUUUCAGUGUGAUUUUUCUACCCACCUAAAGAACGGCUGAUUCGAUCACUACUAAAUCAAUAAUGGCAACCCAACGGAUGAUUAUGCAAGCAAUUCAAUAUCUGGGUUUUAACAGCUUACUGAACCAGUCUACGCUUUUCAGCAUUGCUCAUGCUAUAAAGAAUGUGUUGAUCCAAAGGAGGGAAUAAAGGAGAAAAAAAUGCAAGGUCAUGGAUAUAUUCCCAUUUUCAGUUUGAAGAUAGAUUAGCUUAUAACUUGUACCAUUUUUUUUUUUUUUUUCCUUAAUUCUUUUGAUUUGUUUUUCUUGUUUAUCCCAAGUUGGGUAAAAAGUGAACUUUACAGAUGAUAAAAUGUUAAAUGAUUCAUAUCAUAGUUGUAAUAGUUAUAUGGAUCCACACUCUUGUCAAGUGUAAGCUUGUACUCGUUCAAUUUGAUUUUACUUGGUUACUGCAAAAAUUGGUUUGUUGUAGAAGGUUUAUGGAUUUAUCUAGUUAAAAACAUUAUGGCA